Amborella trichopoda is the source of this 2355-nucleotide messenger RNA. RefSeq lists its product as uncharacterized. Lineage: Eukaryota; Viridiplantae; Streptophyta; Magnoliopsida; Amborellales; Amborellaceae. The record is from RefSeq and is a predicted model, not a curated record.
AUUCUGCACACUCAAGAAGUGAGAUAACAUCAUUAUCCAAUGAACCCAUUCACAAUGAAAAGGAAAAAAUUAUAAAUAAUGAACAUGAAAAAUGGAGAUAACAAAAAGGAUCCAAUGAAUGUAUUGUGUAAUUCAAUCUCACCUUUAUAUCUUCUCUCUUUUCUAUUAAUUUUCCUUCUUUUUCUUUUCCCCCUUUUCUCUCUCCCCUGUGCCAGCUUUAUGGCCUGCCUUUCUUUUGCUUUUCUACCUCAUUCUGGAUUCCUUUGCUUUAGGCCUUCAAUUCGCAGAAUGAUAAAACCAAUUGGGUCUCUUGCGCUUUACUUCAAAAACUCAGUACUCUGCUUCAAGGAGAAAAACGAAUGGGUCAUUUGGAUGUUAAGUUCCUCUUCUUCAUCCUCACCAGUCUCACACUCUGUUGCUCAGGAUCUCGACUGGCUUUGUCGUAUGAUGCAAGGAGCAUCAGUUCAAAGGCGACUGUUCUCUCUCUCUUGAAAAACAACGAGAAACUUGCCAUGAAAACAAGGUUGCUUGUUUCAAGCCCCCAAAUCCUAGAUGGGCUGUGUAACUGUGCAAUGACCUUGGAUCUUUUUGUAUCCAGAGAAGAAAUCAACAACCUGCAGAACUCAGAAACACUAGCAAUUCCCUGGAUUAAAAGCCAUUUAAUCAGAUUCCUCCCCUGUCUCAAUAUCAGCAGCAUCAUUCUGAGUGGAGAAAUUUCAAACAAGAAAGAGUUUGCAUCACUCUUGUCGACCUUAAACUCCAUUAGUUCUGCCCUAGUUCACCUCAAGCUCAAUCAUGGGAUCAAGGUCUCUGUCGCUCUUCCACUGUCAUUCUUAGAGGACAUCUCCACUGUACCCCAUGCACAGCAGAAGAAUUUCAUGAAAAUACUGCAGUUGAUCACAGAUUUCCUGAGAGAUACAGGGUCCUUCAUGGUAGUCGAAACCUCAAUCAGUAGAAAACUCGAGAUGACCAACCAUAAUUUCCAGUCACUACACUAUUUCAUCAAUCAAAUCAUGGUUUUUGGUUUUCCAUAUUCAGAAAUUCCAGUCUAUGUAAUACUUAAGAAUUCCCCAGAAUCCUAUUAUAAAGCAAUAGAAAAAGCCAUCGAGAAAGAAACCCAGAGCGUGCCUCGAAUUCAUGCAAUUUUUAGAGAGAUAAACCCGGAGAAAGAAAACCCAAAUAGAGUUUUAGUCCAAAAAGAAAAUGAGAACUCUGUUUCCAAUCGAAGAGAGCUCGAUGAAGCUAACCCAACUCUGGUCCCAGUAAACCCAACCACACCCUUGAUAACUCCCUCAGUCCCAACUAUAAAUCCGGUCACUACACCAGGCCCUGUCAUCACCAAUCCCGUCACUACGCCUGUCACGAACCCAGUUACAACACCUACAACUGUAACCACCAAUCCCAUCAUGACUCCUCCCACAAGUCCAGUAACAACACCAGUCACAACCCCGAUCACAGUAACCCCACCAACAACCACUAUCCCUUCCACCACACCCAUCACAGUCCCGCCUACCACUCCAGUAGUGACACCAGUGACAAAUCCAGUACCCACACCUGGCACCAAUCCCAUCACGACACCAGUUGUGACACCGGCCACACCAUCUGGCACUAUCCCAACCAAUCCAGUGACUACACCGACGACCACAACUUCGCCUGGAGUAGCUGGGCAGGGCUGGUGCGUGGCAAAGACUGGCGCGUCUGACACGGCAUUGCAGCUUGCUUUGGACUACGCUUGUGGAAAAGGUGGGGCAGAUUGCUCGGCCAUACAACAGGGAGGAGUGUGUUAUAACCCCAGUACAGUUCGAGACCAUGCUUCCUAUGCCUUCAAUAACUAUUACCAAAGGAUUCCAACCCCAAUUAGCUGUGACUUUGGGGGAACUGCCAUGCUCGUUACUACCAAUCCAAGUUCUGCGUCUUGUGUCUACCAAUCUGCCAGUACCAGCUCAAGCUCAUCUGUGCUGAACACAAGCAACCCUACGGGUGCCACAGUUUUCGGAACAGACCCUCCCAGUGCAAGCAAUGCUCAUUCACUCUUAGCCAGCAUGCCCUUGAUGCUCAGUGUGCUAUCCUUGAUGCCACUACUCAUAGUUUGAAACAGCUCACCUCAAUCCAAGCAUUUUGAGUACAGAGAUGUGGUAAGAAAAGGCCUACUUCUCAUCCUGAAGAUCAUUGUAUUUGAUGUAAUAUAAAAGGCUUCAGUGUACUAACCACGGUCCUGAUCAAACUGUGUCCAAAUAGCAAUGCAGAUCCAAAUGAUUAACAUCUGGUUGUACCUGUAACUCCUUGGUAGGUCAAGGUUUCUGUUAGAAGGUCAGCAUUUGUAAUGAAAAAAUGCAGGAGAAUCUUUGUUCAUUC